Diatraea saccharalis (sugarcane borer) is the source of this 1230-nucleotide messenger RNA. The record is from the annotation of a GenBank genome assembly. NCBI's taxonomy places the organism in Eukaryota, Metazoa, Arthropoda, Insecta, Lepidoptera, Crambidae.
ACAACACUUGUUGCCGACGCUCGUGGCUGGUCGCUGAUAGCUGUCCCACCAACAGAACACGUGACAAGAUGGUACGAGCAACCUGCGUUUUGGCUUUCUGUGCUCUCUUCGCUCUCCUGCUGGUGGUGCCGUCUUCAGCAUAUCCCAGGUAUCUCGGCAACUACUAUCGCGAAGAAGGCCCAUAUGAACCAGAGGAAAUCAUGGAUAUGCUGAAUCGCCUUGGAAGUCUCCUUCAAAUUGAACGCAAAAUGGAAAACUUUAAAGAUGACAUUACUAGCGAGAAACGUGCCCUGGAUCUAGGCCUCAGCCGCGGAUACUCUGGCGCUCUGCAAGCUAAACACAUGCUCGGAGUCGCUGCCGCCAACUCCGCCUUUGGACCAGGCAGGAGGCGACGAGACACCCAAUAGAUACAAACCAGUAUUCGGCACAACGAGGCGAUUAUGUAACAGUGUAGUAUCUCCAGGAUAUUAGAAAAUAUCGCCUCAAUUGCCAUGAUCAGUUACACUGGCCACAAUCACGACAACAUCCAUAAACAUAAUAAUAAGAUCUCUUAACAAGCGCCUAUUAUCUAAGCAAUAUCAUUAGGCGGACAUGUGAAUCCAAAAUUUAUUUUAUAAUUAAAUUUCCGUGCUGCCUCUAAGCCUUGGUUAUCAUUAAUUGAUCAUUAUCUAUUAUAAUAUUGAAAUAAUACACUUCAAUAAAAUUCACUGUUCAAUUAUAACUUUUAUGUUACCUGUUCUCUCAUAAUUAUUUAUUGGUAGAUUUAGAUCUCUGAAAAAUGUCGUGAUAAAAUAUCUUUACAAUCUAGUCAUUUUAUUACUUUAUUCUAUAACCGUAUAAAAAGUAUUUAAAAUUUGCCUCUAAUGUACUUAGCUUAAAUUUUACAAUAUUAUGUUUGAAGAUUGACUGAUUUAGCAUAAUACACUAUUGUGAUAUUUUUAAUGAUUUUUUGUCCAUUUAAACUCGGAGAAUACAAAUCACAAAACUGUUCCCUUAUAACUUCCUUCACAUUUUAUAAAAUCACAAGUUUUAGAAAAACGCUUAAAUUAUAAUUAAUAUAAAUUAGAGAUGUUCAAGAACUAUCCCAGCUUUCUUUUUAUUAAUAGUGAUUUAAUGUUAAUAUUCCAUUAAAUGUAUGUGGCAAAUUAAUUUAGUAAUUAGUUUAAUGUAAGUAAUAAAAAUACCUCCUGUCUAGAGUUUAUUGUUAAAAAUAAAGAGAUAUUCAUAUUU